AUGAGAAAACAAGGAUUAACCAUCUAUGGUGAUUUUGUGCCAUUCUGCGAGGAGACAGACUCAUCUGAGUCCAAAGAAACCAAUGAUUUCAAACAUGCGGAAGUGACGGCGCAGAACUGCACGGAUUUGCGUGGGAAAUGGGAAAAUCAACUCAAAUCAACCCUGAACAUUCAGAGUGUUAACCAAAGUACCGGAGCGCUGACUGGCACCUAUAUCUCGCCGUCCGGCGGAGGGUCCACAGAAUAUCCUAUGGUGGGAUGGGUCAACAGCAGGCCCAAACCGAACGGAACACAGAGCCACGUUCCCGUACUCGCGUUUGCUGUGCGAUGGGGGGAAAUUGGUAGCAUUACCGCUUGGACCGGAUAUUGCGAAGAAAAAUCGGUCGGGCCGACCCUCACCACUUUAUGGCAUUUAGCCAGGCCAGUUUCUGAAUAUUCAUGGGAUCAUGUCCUUACAAAUUCUGAUGAAUUUAUGUCGACGAGUGAUGAAUUUAUGCCGACGAGUGAUAAACUAUUACAACAUGGUCGUUAUAAUAAAAAACGAAAGCUUGAAAAGGAGAGGCAGAACCCAGGAGAAACGGAAUCUGACUUAAUUGCAAUACAAAAUCCGAUCUUAUCAUUGAAACAAGAACCACUGCCUAGCUCAACCUUACAAAUAGACGAUGUUAUUUUUGAUCCAAACCGGGACGACCUUACCAAACUAUUAUCGAACAUAUUAAGGCGAAAAUCGUCUUCGUAUGUAUGUGGUCCAACAGACACAG
Ambispora leptoticha is the source of this 760-nucleotide messenger RNA. The record is from the annotation of a GenBank genome assembly. NCBI's taxonomy places the organism in Eukaryota, Fungi, Glomeromycota, Glomeromycetes, Archaeosporales, Ambisporaceae.